AGAAUUGCGGCACCGCAUCCAAUUGUUGUGCGUGCUAGGCAGGGCCAUGCUGCUCAACGCGAACCCCUGCGGAGUCUUUAGUGCAACCUUUAUGAUGCUGGCUUGCUUUCUCGCUGCGAGCCUGAUCAUCCUGGGUGUUGGGUUUUGGGCGAACACUCUGGAGGAAUUAGCGGCGGCCGUCGGCCUCCUCCUGCUCUCUUCAGUCUUCUCGUCCGACCAGGCAGACGAUGCACGUAUUUGUUGUUCAUUCUGUUCCCGAAGCGCGUCAUGAAUCGUCAAAGUGCUGGCCAAAAUGCAGAUGCAAGAGAGCGACCAGAGGCAUCAUCAGCGUAAAGGCGUGUGCUGGGCCUUGUGAGACGACGAUUGAG
Aaosphaeria arxii CBS 175.79 is the source of this 368-nucleotide messenger RNA. RefSeq lists its product as uncharacterized. The transcript has a single exon. Bases 47 to 271 code for a protein of 74 amino acids. The record is from RefSeq and is a predicted model, not a curated record. NCBI's taxonomy places the organism in Eukaryota, Fungi, Ascomycota, Dothideomycetes, Pleosporales.